AUGAAUUCCCCAGUAACAAUUCGUCUUGAACGUGAAAGAACUGAUCAACAAUGGGGUUUUCGUCUUCAAGGCGGUAGUGAUUUUCCUAUCCCAUUAUCGAUUCAACUGGUCAAUCCAAAUACUCUAGCUCAUAUAAAUGGUUUAAAUGCAGGUGAUCAAGUUAUAUCAAUUAAUGGUCGAAAUGUGACUAAUCUCACUCAUCAAGAUGCUAAAAUGGAAAUAACACGUUCCGGUAAUGAACUUGAAUUAACUAUCAUAAAAGGAGCAGUUAAUCAACAAUCGAUAUCAACACCUCAAUCGCUUUCACAAGUAAAAACAGGUUCUGUAUAUCAAAUGCAAAGUUCACAAGUUGUGAAAACUAAUUUUACUGUACCGAAUCAACCUCAAACUCAUCUUGGUAAUAAUCAUAAUCGAGCAGCGAUGCAAUACGAUGAACCAACGGGUGAUUAUACAAAAGAAACUCCUGAACAUCUGCGUCCGAAAGUUUCAAAUUUUGAAUCAUCACCAGCUUAUAAUCGUGAUCCACUUCAACGUGAAAUAUGGAGACCAAAAGCAUAUCGUGACAAUUCACAAGCUUCAGCUCGCCAUAUUGGUACAGCUGUUUAUCAUGCCCAAUAUAAUUCUCCAAUAGGACUUUAUAGUGAUGAUAAAGUUCUAGAAGCAUUUAAAUCACAAACAGGAAAUUUAAUUGAUGAAAUUAAAGGAAAUAAUACUUCUCAAUCAACAACGAAUCAUAAUAAUAGUAUUCAUAAUCAACCAUCACCUACAUAUCAAGCUGUAAUGAAUUGUGAACAACAAAAACAUAUGCCGUAUUCAUCUGAAGGAAAACUUUCUCGCUCAUUUCGUGCUCUUGAACAAGAUCUGUUGUCAGUUCAAGGUACAUCCAAAGCACCUAAAUCUAUUUUCGAUCAACGUCGUCAACAACAAUAA
Molecule: messenger RNA, 930 nt
Organism: Rotaria sp. Silwood1
Lineage: Eukaryota; Metazoa; Rotifera; Eurotatoria; Philodinida; Philodinidae
Source: the annotation of a GenBank genome assembly